Molecule: messenger RNA, 17544 nt
Organism: Anthonomus grandis grandis
Lineage: Eukaryota; Metazoa; Arthropoda; Insecta; Coleoptera; Curculionidae
Gene: LRP1
Product: prolow-density lipoprotein receptor-related protein 1
Exons: 63
Coding region: 265-14259 (4664 amino acids)
Molecular function (GO): protein binding; calcium ion binding
Source: RefSeq, a predicted model, not a curated record
GUUUGUGGCCUCCGAACAAAACAACGUGAAUUUAAUUAUUGUGUUGUUUAUUCGUUGUGAAUUCGUUGUUUAACGUGCAAUUUUCACCGCUACAUUGGCUGGUUUUUGCACCGACUAUUAAGCCCCUAAACGGUAUUAAACACAAAUAAACACCUUCGGCAAUUGAACUCCUAAAGUUUCACAUUACAUUCAGUACCUCAUAAAAUUCGUUUCCAAACGAAAUUGAAGGUGAAAAUGUAUGAAAUAUAGACGGGGCUGCUUAAUAUGAUGAGGCAAAUAGUAAAUUUCCUGUUCUGCCUAUCAUUCUUUAUUGGUGUAAGGGGCAUUAGUGAGACCCCCCAUGAGACCUUCGGAAGGACAGGAAAUUGCGCCUCUAAUCAAUUCCAAUGUGCGUCUGGCCAAUGUAUUCCUUACACUUGGCACUGUGACACCCAUAGGGAUUGUGACGAUGGUUCGGACGAACCGGAAGGGUGCAUAAGUGACCAAACCCAGUGCAAACCGCAGCAGUUCCGAUGCGCUUUGACUAAGAAAUGUUUGCCCAACGGGUGGGUUUGUGAUGAGGAGCCCGACUGCGGGGUACACCCAGAACUAGGCCCCGACCUGUCAGACGAGGAACCGAAACACUGCAAACCGGUGCACUGCAGGUUCAACGAGGCCCCCUGUCCGGAGGCCUUCGAGUGCGCCCCCCUGGACACUUUCUGCGACGGUCACUUGGGCGAUUGUCCCGGUAACAGCGACGAGUGGGACUUUUGCCGUAACAAGUCGCUCAGUUGUGACCGCAUGCGGUGCAGUUACAAGUGCAAACCGACACCUCAAGGUCCUCAGUGCUACUGUCCCACGGGAAAACGUCCCGAGGGUACCGACUGCGUGGACGCCGACGAGUGCCAAUAUGACGAAACCUGCGCCCAAAUCUGCAAAAACGUGAUCGGGUCCUUUAAGUGCUCCUGCGUCUCCGGGUACCAGCAGAACGGUACCGAUUGCAUCGCUCAAAAUGUUCCAGAAACCGAACCGCCCUCACUAGUCUUCUCCACCCAAUCGGAGAUCAGGAGGGUCACCCUGGACGGCAAAGCGUGGCCAGGCAACUCCUCCUUACGCCUAUUAAACAAUAACGCCCUGGAGUUUAUACAUCGAAACCACACUUUGUGCUACAUCCACCACAAUUUGACCCAAGCGGGCAUCGUUUGCGCCAACAUUAACGACCUGAAUCAGCGAUGGCAGUUGCAGGUCCGAUCUCCGAUUUUGAAGGUGGAUUCGAUCCAGCAGCUCGCCUACGACUGGAUAUCGGAGAACUGGUACUUCCUGGAGGACGAGAAGGAGGCGAUCAUCUUGUGCAACAACGGGCUGAUGUGGUGCCACCUGGUGGUGGAAAACGACAUCGGGUAUCCGAGAUCGAUAGCUUUAGACCCGACCAGCGGUUUUAUGUUUUUCACCAAAUGGGGCCUGAGCGCCCCGAUGCUCGAGCGUUGCAACCUGGACGGCACCAACCGCAAGUCCAUUGUGGACGUCAAAAUCGUUUAUCCUUACGGCGUCACCGUGGACUUCCCCACCAGAACCAUCUACUGGGUGGACACUUACCUGGACUACGUCGAAAAGGUCGACUACGACGGGAAGAACCGGAAAACGGUGGCGAAAGGGGCGCACGUGCGUAACGCGUACGGAGUGUGCGUGUUCCAGAACAGGGUAUUCGUGUCUUCUUGGUACAACAACAGCCUGAUCGAGUUUAACCGGUUAGAGGCUACGGACGGCAAAGUGAUCGUGAGCAACAUCAGUAGGCCGUUUAACGUUUACGUGUUUCAUAGGCAGAGACAACCCGAAGUGGCCCACCCCUGUAAAACGGCCUCCUGCGACCACAUCUGCGUGCCCACGUGGUCCGCGACCGGCGUCGCGUUGAAAACGUGCAUCUGCGCAACCGGAUACACCUCGUUCGGCGACCGGUGCAUCAUCAAGACCCCCGACAUGUUCCUGCUACUGACCAGGAACAAACCGGACAGCAUCCGGGGCGUGGACCUGACUUCCGGCAAGGACGUGAUCGUACCGAUCUUAAACGCGGGCCGUCCGAUGUUCCUGGAAUUCGACCCUCGAAGCAAAUCGAUCAUUUACUCGAACACCCAAGAGAACAGCCUAAAUAGCGUGUUGAUCGAUUCCGUUAACUCUACGAAAACUCUCCUGGAGGGCGUGGCCACCGAUUGCCUCGCCCUAGACUGGACCACCGGCAACUUGUACUUCAAUAAUUGGCGAAAGGGGGCGCUGGGCGUCCUGAAACUGUCCGAUCCCGGCAGGUUUAAGACACUGUUCCAGACUAAUUCCACCAUGUAUAGGAAGUCGAUUGCCUUGGACCCCAUUAGAGGCCUACUAUUUUUCACCGACUGGAUCCACGAUAAAAGCAAAGGGGCGAUCUACGUGGCCUACAUGGACGGUACCGAGCAUCGAACGUUUUUGGACGAAAACGUGGUUCAUCCCGCCGGUUUGGUCGUGGAUUCAAAAAAUGCCCGAUUGUAUUGGAUGGACAAACAGGCGGACGGGGUUCUGUUGCAAAGCAUAGGAUUGGACGGGAAUAACAGGAAAACCGAAAUCGCCAAAGGCCUGGGUACGUUGAGCAACCAACUGGUAAUCGCCCCAGAUCGAACGCUGUACUUCGUGGAUCCGACCCACGGCACCGUUUUAAGCUACAAAAUCGGCGAAACCAGUGUCAAAACCGUUUUCGCAAGUAACGCCUCCAUUUGGGACAUCAAGAUCUACGAUACGACGCGCAAACAACCGGUUCCGGCCAACUGCAGCGCGUGCCCCGACUUGUGCCUGCGCACCGUCGACGGCAACCUGACCUGCGCCUGCUCGGACGGUCUGCGCGUGUCCGACGACCGAAAGAGCUGCGUGCACAUCGAGAACUACACGUCCGCGCAGCCUUUACACUGUCCCAAGGACGCGUUCCAGUGUCGUGACGAGAAACAGUGCGUCCCGAAGGAUUACGUGUGCGACGGGGCGGAUAAUUGCGCGGACAAAUCCGACGAGAGCGCCGAACCGGGGGGACCCUGUGAGAAUGUGAAAUGCGGCGAGCAUCAGGUGAAGUGCGACAAUACGUCUUGUAUAGCUCGCCAUUGGCUGUGCGACGGCGAAAAAGACUGUCUGGACGGUACCGACGAGGACCCGAGGCACUGCGCCUCGGUCUGCCUCGAGAACCAGUUCAGGUGCGAGAAUUCGCGCAGGUGCAUCCCGCUGGUGUGGAGGUGCGACCACGUGCCCGAUUGCGGACCGAACGACGACACCGACGAGCUGAAUUGUAACAUCAGCAGUUGCGCCGUCAACGAGUUCACUUGCAAGGACGGCAGCUGUAUAUCGAUGAACUUCUACUGCGACUCGAUCAAAGAUUGCAAAGACGGCUCCGACGAGGUGGAUUGCGUCCAAUGCGACCCUAAAAAGGAGAUCGUGUGUCAACCGAAGGGCGAAUGUUUGCCCAACUAUUUACGUUGUAACAACAACCUGGACUGCCCCGACGGCUCGGACGAGCGUGACUGCGAGAAAAAGUACUGCGAACCCAACGAGUUCGCAUGCGGGAACUUCGAUUGUAUCCCAAAGAUGUUCCUUUGCGAUUCCGACCUGGACUGCAUCGACGGGUCCGACGAAAUGAACUGCGACGCCUCGAAAAUCCACAAUUCGACGGAGAUCAAUAAGAAAAUCGAUUGUUUGCCCCCAAAUAGGGCCUGUGAUAACGACACCAAGUGCAUCACCCCGUCGCAGAUGUGCGAUAACAGGAGGCACUGCGCGGACGGCACCGACGAGGGCAAAAACUGCUCCGGGGACACCACUAACGCCACGACGAUCGCGCAGACCUGCGUAUACCCCAACAGGUUAUGCGACAACGACACGAAAUGCGUGGACGUGCACCGGUUGUGCGACAAACGCGCGGACUGCGCGGACGGCGCGGACGAGGGUGCGCGUUGCGCGGACCAGAUGUGCGAGCACAGCUUCAUCUGUUCGCAUUUGUGCUUUAACGCGCCGGAGGGCGUGGUCUGUGAUUGUCCGCCCGAUUUGCACUUGCAGGCCGACAGGACGCAUUGUCUGGCCACACACCCGUGCGAGGCGUGGGGCGUCUGCUCCCAAAAGUGCAUCCCGCGGGGCUCCCGCUUCAAGUGCGCAUGUCUCGAGGGCUUCGCUCUUCAAGAGGACGGAUUCACGUGCAAAAGCGCGGACGAGGGUCGUCCCUUCAUCAUCUUCUCCAACAGACACGAGUUGCGCGGGGUCGACUUGCACACUUUCAACCACAAGUCGUUCAUUUCCAGCCUAAAGAACACCAUCACCCUGGACUUCUACCACUUCAACGACACCGACAUGAUUUUCUGGACCGACAUCGUCGACGACAAAAUCUACCGCGGCACAAUCGGCGGCGGUUCCCUCGGGAACAUCGAGGUGGUGGUGAACGCGGGUUUAUCCACCGCCGAGGGAUUAGCGGUCGACUGGAUCGGGCAGAACCUCUACUGGGUCGAGAGUAACCUGGACCAAAUCGAGGUGGCCAAGUUGAACGGGAGUUUUCGCAGGACGCUGGUGGUGGGCGAGAUGGAGAGCCCGAGGGCGAUCGCGGUCGAUCCCCGGGACGGUUUCCUGUUCUGGACCGACUGGGAUAGCGCGGCCCCGAGGAUCGAACGGUGCUCGUUGGCCGGACUCGAUCGACGGGUGGUGGUCAGGGUCGAUCAGUUCGUUAAGGGCGGAUGGCCCAACGGGUUGACCCUGGAUUACACCAUGAGGAGAAUCUACUGGGCGGACGCCCGUUCCGACUCGAUCCACACCAGCGACUACAACGGAAACGACCACCACGAAGUGAUCAGCAACCAGGAAUUCUUGUCGCACCCGUUCGCCAUUUCGUUAUUCGAAAAUUACGUUUAUUGGACCGACUGGCGCACCAACAGCGUCAUGAGGGCCAACAAGUGGACCGGGGGCGACGUCAAAGUCAUCCAGCGCACCCUCACUCAACCGUUCGACAUUAAGAUAAUGCACCCCAGUAGACAACCGGCUGGUAAAAACCCGUGCGGGAACGAUAAUGGCGGCUGUUCCCAUCUUUGUUUGAUACAUUUGAAUGGGACGUACAAGUGCGAUUGUCCUCACAUUUCCAGACUUAGCGAGGACAACAAAACGUGCGUGAACAACGAGCAAGUGCUCCUAAUAGCCCGUAACGGCGAAAUCCGCGGGGUGGACAUCGCCCAGCCCUACUAUCACACCAUCCCGACCAUAAGCGUGCCACAAGUGCUAAACCCGGUGCAACUGGACUAUUUCGCCCGUAAUAAGACGCUUUAUUGGGCGGAUUCGCAGGUGGACCACAUUAAGAUGUCGAACAUCACGCACGGACCAGUUCGCACGCUGAUCGACACCGGGUUGAGGCAAGUUUCCGGGAUCGCCCUCGAUUGGAUCUCGAACCUGCUGUUUGUCAGUUCUGAGGGUGGGAUCGUUUUAUCAAACCUGAACGGCGAAUACAGCACCGUGCUGCUGGAAAACGAGAAAAUCCACUCGGUAGCUGCGCAUCCGGCGGAAGGAAAACUAUUCUGGAUCCGUGGAGUGAACGAGACAGAAGCGCACCUGGAAAGCAGCGGAAUGGACGGAUCCGACAGGAAAACGUUGGUGCCCAAUCUGGAUUUCCAUUCGGGCAGUUUACUGGUGGACGCACCCGCUCAGAAGCUCUACUGGAUCAGCAAAUCCGAAAUAAUGCACUGCAACCUGAACGGCACCGACGUAACGAAACUGCGCCUGCGCAACAAAGUCUCCGUCACCGCCUUCGUGAUUUACAAGGAUCGCCUGUUCUACGCAGACGAGGAGGACGAGUCGAUUUACUCCGUCGAUAAAACGGAAGUGGCGCCGGAAGUGACGCUCCUAAGAAACGGCACCGGGGGCGUUUUGAGUCUGAAAAUCUACGAUUCGAGCGCCCAAGUCGGCGCCCACCCCUGCCAAACCGAAAACGGACGCUGCGAGCAUCUUUGCGUGCCGAGUGGGCGCAUUUCGUACGUCUGCAAAUGCGCCAUCGGUUAUAAAGUGGACCCGGGAAACACCGACAAGUGUCUGGGGAUCGAGGAUUUUAUUUUUUAUUCGUUGAAUUGGGAGCUGCACGGGAUUCCCCUGAAUGGGUCGAAGGAUUUCAAGGUCUUAGGGCCUAUUUCCAAGAUUUCUUCUGCUCCCAGCAUAGACUUCUUGGCCGAGGAGGAUUUGCUGAUUUGGGCAAAUAUUGAGCACGGACAGAUUACGCAAAUGAGGCGGGAUGGUACCAAACGUUCCAACAUCCUGGACCAGGGAGAGAUCCUGGAAAGUCCGUCGGAGGACUGGCUCUCCUGCUUGGCGGUCGACUGGAUCGCGAGGAACGUUUACUGGUGCGACUCGAAACGUGGUACCGUCAGCGUGGCACGACUGGACGGUACCCAGGAGCACGUGAUCCUGUCCAACGACACCCUCAAACCGAGCGCGAUCGCCUUGGACCCCGCCAGGGGGCUCUUGGUGUUGGCCACCCAAAAUAAAUUGGAAAUUGCGACUUUGGACGGUCGAAACCGACGCACCCUACUGGCCAAACCGAAGAAGUUCGCCGAUAUCGCUCUGGACACGAAGAAUGAGUUGAUUUACUUCUGCGAUUUAGUGGGUUCGACCAUCGAAAGGAUUAAAUACGACGGAGGUAACCAUUCGGUGAUUAUGACUAAUACCACCCUGCAUAAACCGGUCAGCCUGACGAUAUUCGAGGACACCCUGUACUGGCUGGACGCGACCAAAGAUGGCGGCUCGAUCGCCAAAGUUCCCCUGACGAAUUUCUCGGACGUUACGGUCUUGGAGGCAGGAUUGGGAGACUCGCUCAGCGACAUCCAGAUUUAUUCACGGAAAAAACAAAGUGGAGAAAACCCGUGCGGCAAAAACAACGGAGGCUGCGAGCAGUUGUGCCUGUACAACGGCACCCACGCUCAAUGCGUCUGUUCGCACGGCAUGUUAGACACGAAAAACGGGAAAAGUUGCAUCCCGUACGACAGUUUCAUCAUGUUCUCGAAAGUGGUCAGUCUGGACUCGAUCUUCAUGUUGGGCGAGAAGAAUCUGAUGAACUCGCCGUAUCCCAGUAUCAAGAACAGCAGCUUUUUGAAGAACGCCAUCGGUCUCAGCUUCAGCUACAGACACAAGAGACUGUUCUACUCGGACAUACAGCGGGGCUCGAUAAAUGCGGUUUUCUUCAACGGGUCCGACCAUCGGAUCAUCGUGGACCAACAGGGGGCGGUCGAGGGCUUAGCCUACGAACAAGUCGGCCACGCCCUCUAUUGGACUUGUAACAACGUUGCCACGAUUAAUCGCGUUAAUUUGACGGAGUCUCUGACUAACGCCUCGCAAGUGGAGAGUAUCGUGAGGUUGAGACCUCAAGACAAACCCCGAGGUAUAGCGGUGGAUUCUUGUGGGCAGACGGUGUUUUGGACCAACUGGAACCCCCAUCAGCCGACCAUCGAGAGGGCCUUUCUUAAUGGGUACAACAGACAAGCGAUAAUCUCGACCGACAUCAGGAUGCCCAAUGGGAUCACGUUGGACCAUAAGGCGCAAAAGUUGUACUGGGGCGACGCGCGAUUGGACAAAAUCGAGCGGUGCGAGUACGACGGUACCAAGAGGGUCGUGUUGGCCAAAGUGACGCCCCAACACCCGUUCGCGCUCGCUGUUUACGGCGAUUUCAUUUAUUGGACCGAUUGGAUCUUGCACGCGGUCAUCAGGGCGGAUAAAUAUACCGGACAGUUUUUCGUCUCCUUAAGGGGGGACAUUGUCAGGCCAAUGGGUAUAGUGGCGGUGGCGAAUGAUACCGAAGACUGUUUCUCCAACCCCUGUCUAAUAAACAACGGGGGAUGCGAGGAGUACUGCGAACUAUCGGCCAAUGGGAAACCGGAAUGUGUCUGCAUGCACGGAAGAAUUUUAAGUGAGGACGGCAGGUGCUUCGCUCCGACCACUGUGGAGUGUAAUAACGCAGAAAAUAGCUUCCGGUGCUCGGACGGCGGCUGCGUCCCCUUCCACCUGACCUGCGACGGUCUGGCGCACUGCGCGGACGCCUCCGACGAGGAGGGCGGCUACUGCGGCUAUCGCACUUGUCCCCUGGGCUGGACGAAGUGCGCGAACAAACGGUGCGUGCCGUCGAACGCGACCUGCGACGGCGUCGACGACUGCGGCGACUCCACCGACGAGUUGAACUGCGCGUGCCCGGAGGACGGCUACUUCCGGUGCGCGAACGGCGAGUGCGUUCUUUUAGCGGUCCGAUGCGACAUGGACCCCGACUGUAAGGACAACUCGGACGAGUUGGGAUGCGAGAUGCCGAACUGUACCGCGUUGCAUAACGAGCAUUUUUUGAAUUGUAACUUUACCACGAAUUGCAUCAACAAGGACUGGUUCUGUGACGGGGAGGACGAUUGCUGGGAUAAUUCCGACGAAAUUGGGUGUCCAAAAAUAGCGAAGCACUGCGACGCGCCCGGCCAGUUCCAGUGUUACAACGGCCAAUGCAUCGAGGCACGAUUACGUUGUGACAAAAAAACCGAUUGCCAGGACGGUUCCGACGAGAUCCAGUGCUCCGCCCCGAUUUCCUGCCCCCCGGACAGUUUCAAGUGCAUCAGCGACGGCAACUGCGUGCCGAAGGGGUGGAAGUGCAACGGGGUGCAGGACUGUCACGACGGCAGCGACGAACUCGACUGUACCGUUCAGUGCCGAAGCGACAAGUUCCAAUGCAAAAGCGGCAAUUGCAUCCCGAAAUCGUGGCAGUGCGACGGCAACCCCGACUGUCCCGACGGCAGCGACGAAACCGAGCACUGCAGCCAUACGGAGUGUACCAAACAAGAAUAUCGUUGCAACUCGACAGGACGAUGCAUACCGAAAGUGUGGGUCUGCGAUGGCGAACGGGACUGCGACAACGGCCAGGACGAGGAUCCGUUGGUCGAGUGCAAAAAUGCGAGUUCGAUCGUCUGCACCACCCACCAGUUCCGCUGUAACAACACCCAGUGCAUUAGUAAAGCGUAUUUUUGCGAUGGGGAUAAGGAUUGUUUCGACGGAUCGGACGAACCUGACCACUGCUACCGCACCUGUUCGGCUGGAGAGUUCAGGUGCGAAAAUAAAAAGUGCAUCUUGGAAUUGCACAGGUGCGACGGCAAAGACGAUUGCGGAGACGCGAGCGACGAGGACAAAUGCCACUCGGAGGAGUACUGUCAAAGCAAAGGCUGGUUCCACUGCUUAAACGGCGUCUGCAUCAACGACACCCUCGUGUGCAACGGCGAGAAUAAUUGCGGCGACUUCUCGGACGAGUCGCGUUGUUUCAUCAACGAGUGCACCGCGGUACCGCCGGUCUGCGACCAGAUUUGCGUCGACAAACCGGUCGGGUACGAGUGCCGUUGCCACCCGGGGUACCGGGUGUCCACGAAGAAGCGACGCCACUGCGAGGACGUGGACGAAUGCCUGGACAGGCCGUGCAGUCAGAACUGCAUCAAUACGAGGGGGUCGUACCGGUGCGGGUGUAACGAGAACUACGUGUUAGACGGGGGCAGUUGUAAGGUGAAUUCUAGCGUGCAGGCACGGCUGUUGCUUGCUAACAGAUACUACAUCCGAGAGAUCGACCUAUUGGGCAACUCGAACCUGAUCGCGCACAAUUUAAGUAACGCGGUCGCCCUGGACUACGACUGGGCCACCCAAACCAUUUACUGGUCGGACGUGACCCAGUUGGGCAGCACGAUAAAACGCCUGGUCAAUUACAGGGAGGAAUCGACCUCUGACCGGUCCGAACUCCUCCAUUCCUCCACCCUCCAAAAUCCCGACGGUUUAGCAGUCGAUUGGGUGGGGAGGAAUUUGUACUGGUGCGACAAGGGAACCGACACCAUCGAGGUGUCCACUUUGGAGGGAAAACAUCGAAGGAUUUUACACUCGAAGGCCUUGGAGGAGCCGAGGGCGAUCGCUUUGGAUCCCAUCAAUAAGUUUAUGUACUGGACCGAUUGGGGGUCGAGGGUGCACAUCGGUAAGUCUGGUAUGGACGGUUCGAACCCAAAAGUGAUCGUGAACAAGAACCUGGGUUGGCCGAACGCUUUGACCAUUUCCUAUGAGACCAAUGAGAUAUUUUGGUCAGACGCUAGGGAGGACUAUAUCGCUGUAUCCGACUAUGAAGGAAACAACAUAAAAAUAAUCGCUAGCAGAGACAAGAACCCGAAAUUGCAGCUGCACCACGUAUUCGCCGUCGACGUAUGGGAGGACUUCAUCUACUGGACCGACUGGGAAACGAAGACCAUCGAGAGGUGUCACAAAUACACGGGAAUGAAUUGCACCUCGAUCAUUUCUACUGUGCAUCGGCCCAUGGACGUUCGGGUGGUGCAUCCGUUAAGACAACCGAAGGUCGAGGAUAACCCGUGCGCACACGCCAAAUGUUCCGCCCUUUGUCUGUUGUCGCCGAAGGCGCCCUAUUAUGUCUGCCAGUGUCCGGAGAAUUACGUUUUGGGUAAGGACGGUUACUCUUGUGAGGCGAACUGCACCUCCUCGCAUUUCGAGUGCAAAACGACCUACAAGUGCAUACCGUUCUGGUGGAAGUGCGACACGCAGGACGAUUGCGGAGAUGGUAGCGACGAACCGGAUGACUGUCCCGUGUUCAAGUGCCUUCCUGGGCAGUACCAGUGCGCGAACGGUCAGUGCAUCCAUCCCGGCGACUUGUGCAACGGCGUCGACAACUGUCUCGACAAUUCCGACGAGCGGGACUGCGACGGAUACACCUGCUUGAACACCCAAUUCAGAUGCGACGGAAACGCGACCGUGGCGCCCCGUUGCAUCCCGUCGGCGCAACGUUGCAACAAGAUCACGAACUGUCCCCUGGCGGAGGACGAGGCGAACUGUCCGCCGGUCACGUGUCCCCCCAAUCAGUUCAAAUGCGCGAACGACAAGUGCGUGCCCUCCGUGUGGGUGUGCGACAACGACAACGACUGCGGCGACGGUUCGGACGAGAUGCAGGAGUGUCAGGAGCGCACGUGCGGACCGAUGGACUUCCGGUGCAAUUCCGGCAGGUGUAUCCCGCUCUCGUGGAAAUGCGACGGCGACCCGGACUGUCUGGACCAGGAAGACGAGGAUCCGACCUGUAGCCAGACGGAGUUCCACACGUGCGAACCGACCUACUUCCGGUGCAAAAACAACAAAUGCAUCCCCGGCAGGUGGCGCUGCGACUACGAGAGCGACUGCGGCGACGACUCGGACGAAAUCGACUGCGUCCCUCGCAACUGUUCGGAAUCCGAGUUCAGGUGCGGAAACGGGAAGUGCAUCAGGGGCGCGAUGAAGUGCGACGGCGAGUACCAGUGCGAGGACCGCUCGGACGAGCGCGGUUGCCGCACCGAGUGCAAACAGAACGAGUUCCGGUGCGAGAACCCGGAGAUGUGCAUCUUCAAGGAGUGGAGGUGCGACGGCGAGAUCGACUGUCCCGACGGCUCGGACGAGUUCGGCUGCACCAACGCCACCUCGUGUCCGGCGAACGGGUUCCGGUGCCGGAACGGCGUCUGCGUCGCGUCCGAUUGGCAGUGCGACGGUCAGAACGACUGCGACGACGGAUCCGACGAGGUCGGAUGUUUCUCGUACGCGUGUCCGCCCGGCAGGUUUAAAUGCAAAAACUAUCGGUGCACCCCGAUUAGUACCUUGUGCGACGGGGUGAGUCAGUGUGGAGACGGCAGCGACGAGGACAGACACAUUUGCAAAAGGUACGGAAAGUGCCCGUACGGUCAAUUCACUUGCAAGAACAAUCGGUGCAUAGCGAACGAGUCCCGUUGCAAUUCAAUGAACGAUUGCGGAGACGACAGCGACGAGUUGGACUGCGAUUCGUCCGCAUGCAAGUGGAACACCUGCUCGCAGAUCUGUAUUGAGUCAAGAGUGAAUCACACCCACUGCAAAUGCGUCGACGGAUACCGACUUACGGGUCGAAACGGGCAGUGCCAGGCGGAAGGGAAAAUGGCCGAACUGAUUUUGGCCACAGAGGCGGAACUGAGGCUGAUUUCGCCCUAUAAAAUGGGCGAUAUUAAUAAGAGUAAGAAAACCCAACCGAUCGCACCAGGAUAUAAGAUCGAUUCGGUGGACGUCCUGUACAGCAAGAAACAAGUGGAGGCCUACUGGACCGACUAUCAAAACAAACGCAUCCAGGCGAUGACCGUGCAACUGAACGAAGAGAAACGGACCAACAGGGACGCCGAAAUCGCCAGGACCGUACUGGGGAACCUGCGUGGUCCCAGGGGAAUCGCCCUGGAUUGGGUCGCGGGGCGGAUCUACGUGACCGACACGUCCAGGAUUUUGGUGGCCGACAUCGAGGGAAAAUUCAAUUUCACCCUUUCGAGCGGGAACAUGCAGAACCCGCGGGAUGUGGUGGUCGACCCGGAGGCGGGGUACGUCUUUUGGGCCGAUUGGGGACCGGUGCCGAGGAUCGAGAGGGCCAACAUGGACGGGCUGAACCGGAAAACGCUGGUGCAAAACCUCCUGUGGCCGACCAGUUUGACGAUCGAUUACCCGACGAAACGGCUCUACUGGUGCGACCCGAAGGCCUCCACGAUCGAAUCGAUCAACUUCGACGGUUCCGGUCGCAAUUUGAUCAAACACUUCGACAACUCGACCGACAUACGCCCCUACAAGAUCGAACUGUUCGAGGACAACCUGUACGUCACCACUUACCGCAAACACGACGUCGUCCGCCUAAAUAAAUUCGGCACAGGCGAGACGACUUACCUCGCGCACGGACUUACGCGCAUCUCCGACUUACUGAUAGUCCAGGAGCACAAGCGGCCAAAAGUGAAGAACUUGUGCAAGGAUUUCUGCAGUAACAACGAGUUUUGUCUGUUGACGCCUAAAAGUCCGCGGUGCGUCUGCGCCGACGGGUUUGUCAACGAUAAUUUGACGUGUAGGGCGGUGGCGCCGCCUAGUGUCGUCUGUCCGCUCGAUUGUAACGUCGGCAAGUGUAAAGUGGAGGGGGAUAAGGGGCCGUACUGCGCGUGUCCGCCUCUGUAUAGCGGCGACCGGUGUCAGACGUAUCGGUGCUCGCAGCAUUGCAAAAACGGGGGGAUUUGCGUGUUGGACAAGUGGAAUGCUACGGCUGACGAUGCUGAUGAGAAGCCGCCGUUGAAGUGCAUCUGCCACCCGCACUGGUACGGCAAACGGUGCGAGAAGCGGUUGCCGCUCUGCAAGGACUUCUGCGAGAACGGCGGCAGUUGCACGCUGUUCGUCGGUCUGCCGCACUGCACCUGCCGCGACGGGUUCACCGGGUACCGGUGCCAGCACUGCACCAACUUCGAUUGCGGCAACGGCGGCAAGUGUUCGGUCGAAAACGGCCUGCAGACCUGCACAUGCUCCCAAGGCUACAGCGGCGCCCACUGCGAAACCUCCGUGUGCGGCCCGCACGGGCAGGUGCUCGCCUUCUCGCGGAACGCGAUCAAGUGCGACUGCCACGCGGGAUUCACCGGCGACCGCUGCCAGACCGACCGCUGCGCCAACUUGUGCCGCAACGGCGCCACCUGCGUCCCCUCCACCCUGCGCUGCGUCUGCGCGCCCGGCUUCACGGGCGCGCGCUGCGAUCAGCCGUUGUGCGCGCGCUGUUGCCAGAACGGCGGCGCGCAGGUGGCGGUGCGCAGCGGCCGCGUGUGCAACUGCACCGCCCGUUGGGGCGGCGAGUUCUGCGAGGUUUAUUUGGGGAACGACAGUCCGUGCGGGGGCGGCUACUGUCGAAACGGCGGCGUGUGUCAAGUGUUGGCGGUCGGUGACGUGCCGAGUUGCCGCUGCGUCGAAGGGUGGGGCGGCGAGAGGUGCGAUCGCAAGGGGGGGCUGUGCGAGGCGGUUUAUUGUCUGAACGGGGGCAGUUGUGAGGUGGUCGGGGGUCGGGCGAGGUGUAGAUGCCCCGACGGGUUCGAGGGGGAGGCUUGCGCGGAGGAGGCGGUUAAGGAGGAGGCUGGAGGCGGCACGGGCGGGAGCUCGGUGGAGGUGUCGGUCGCCGUCGUUUUAACCGUGGCCGCCCUUUUGUUGAUCGUCUGCAUCUGCUGGAACAAGGGGAGGUACGAGGUGUUGCAUCAGAGACUGGAGGAGAACGACUUUAACAAUCCGACGUACCAAGAGAGGGACGCGGAGCCCUUCAGUUUGGAGCGGGUGGACGAGGGGGCGGAUCACGGGGUGAACUUCGGCAACCCCGUGUACGAGUCGGUGUACAACGGGGGCGGCGGGAGCGGCAUCAGGGAGGAGAAGGCGAAUCUGUUGGAGCACAGCGUGGAGGAGCCGCCCCCGCCCCCGGAGGGGCUCUAGGUUGUUUUUUAAUUUGUGAUUUUUUUUUAAAUUUUAAUUUGUAACGAGAGCAGCUCAUUCUGUUGUGCCAUUGAUUUUUAUAUUUGUAUUUUUUUUAAGAGUUUCUUGCCAAAAUUGCAGCUCUCUAACUUAGGUUUAAGGCUAUUCUAGGUUAAGUUUAUACGGAGGAAAGGGGAAGGCUAAUGACAGUUUUAGCAGUGGUGGAUACUGCCAGGGGACACGGGUACUAACCCCCCAAUUUUUUUAAUAAAAUAAAAUAAUUAAACUGUUACACGUCGCUUGGACUGCAAGAUCUCGUUUCGGCAUUUUAAAACAAUGUACAGGAGACAGGUUACAGGUAAUAUUGUGAAACUGUAAACAAAAAACAAAUUUCUUCGGGUGAACAUAAACAUUUAGCGUGGAAGUUCUUAUCUAGGACCGUCCGGAUAGUUUUAUAAAGUAAUUAUUGUUGAUUUACCAUCAGUCGUACGCUGUGUUUACUUAAUAUAAAACACAUUAAUUUUUGAAAAUUACUGCCUAGCGCUUUCGGCCGUAGGUCAUCAUCAGGGCUUAGGACAUUGUCAAAGCAACGACACAGUUUAAAAAAAAAAGGGUAAAUAGCAUAUUUGCUUAUGGUACACUGUGUCCCAUUUUCGAUGAGAAUGCAUGAUGGCUCUGUCAUUUUUUAAGAUAUGGCUUCGCAGUUUUCCCGAUCCUGUUAUCACUCUUUUGUAAAACUGUUAAAGCGAUAAACAGAAAUAUUCAAACUACUUUUGCUCCUGAAAUACAGGACGAAAAAUUCACUUGUGGAGAUGUUAUUAUUACUCAGGCCCCGUAUAAGAUAAAAAAAUAAAUACUGCUUAUAAUAUAGUUAGAAAAGUUUAUAAAGAACCGGUGACAUCAACAGGCGGCAAAAUCCGCGCAUCUCGUUAUUCUAUCGAUCGGGUCAGAUGACUAUGUCGAGGUCUGAAGACAGUGGAGGCGGCACACUUGUUGAAAUUAUUAAUAUUUAUUUGUACUAGAGUUUAAAUAGCCCUAGAUUUUUAGUAGGUAUAGCUAGCGAUAUUAUAAGUGCGUUUGAUUUAGUUGAAAUACCAACUAAGAUUCGUUUAAAAAAAUGUAGAUAAAUUAAAAUUAUAUUUUUUAGCAUUAUGAUGUGCCCAUAAAAAAUCUAAUAAAAAAUAGUUUUACUUACAGGAGGAUGCAGUUCGCUAAUUAUUUUUAAAACAGGACUUCAAAUAGGUAGCUGAAAAUUAUUUUUUAUUCGCAUUUUUAGGUAUUUUAAACAACUUGUGUAAAGAAACAAAUUGGUAUAAGCUUAAAGUUUUAUUUCAUUAUUUUGCAUAUUAUAUAUUUUUAUUCACUAUCAGAUAGUGUAUUACAACCUAAAUCAGAUUCAUCCGAUGAAGACCAUUCGAUCUCUUCAUCAGAUGAGCCUGUAUUUACUGUAAAUUUUAAAGAAUCCAAUGCUUCAUCAAAAAGGUGAUGACUUCUGAAAUAUUGUUUUCCUAUGUUGUCUAUAUGGUUGCAAAUAUUUAUCCACUCAUCAUUCGAAAUUUCCGCAAAUUUCUGCCUUGUCAAAGUUUCGACAUCCGCCAAUUUAAAAGUGGAAUUUCUGUUUGUUACCCAAUUCUUAACAGUUGCCCAAAUUUUUUCUAUCGGAUUAAGUUCUGGGUGGUAUAUGGAGGCAAACGUAACACAAUAUGUCCAUGCUUUUCCAUCAGGUCGUCCAACUUGGUUUUUAUAGUACAGUUACAUACUUUUUUUUAUUUUCAGACACUAUUUCAUAUAACUCUGUCUUGGUGAGUUUUGCAUCAAAUGUAAAAUUACGUUCCUUGAGCCAGUCAACUAUUUCCUGCUUUUUAGUUCCAGAUGUAACAUUCUUGACUACAGGCACAUUGUGAUAAGCUGCAUUGUCUAAUACUAGGACGGAAUUAGGUAGUAAAUUUGGAAUUAACUGAAAUAAUCUCUCUCCCUUGGCUGUGAAUUAUUUGUCCCUGUUUGCCUACUUUCUUAGGUGACAUCUAAAAAAAAAUUAGAAAGUAAAAAAAUUAAUAUACACAUGCACACUCUAGGCUGUACAUAUAUACCUACAAGUUAAAUACCUAUUAUUUUGUCACUUAAAAUCAAAGUAUAUUUUAAAUAAUAUAAUUUUUAACAGUAAUUAAUUUUCAUUUAUUUUUUUAAAUUAUUUGACAAUUGAAUAAUUUAAACCAAUUUUACUUACCUUUUAUAAUAAAAAUCGGAUAGUCUAACUAAAAAACCUAUAGUCUAUCACUAUUAUACUUUAAAAAAAAACACAACAGAUUUUAAAUGCCUUAUAACACGAUUAACUCACUUUUCGUACGAGACGACACUGAGUAGGCCUCCAGGCUACGUCAUAGGCUUUAAAUUCCCGACAGGUACAAAGAAACGAAGUACGGCGGCUGCUUUGUUCUUGCAGUUUCUUUAAUAAGAAGCGAGAGAAAAUAUGUUGCGGUCGUCUUUUCUCUCUGCCACCGGAUUUUCUAUCGAUUUUGUGUUGAAAAAUGGGUUUGUGCGCAUAUUGAGCAGCCGGUUCUUUAUAAACUUUUUUACCUAUAGAUAUUUCGACAUAAAAGUCAGUGGCGUAUUUCGAAUAAUUUUUUAGAGUACUGUUUUUAAGAUUGAACGGUAACUUGGUAUUUUUUUAAACGGAACGCCCUGUACAUUUUAACGUCAAAUUUUUGCAUUUUAUUUUCUUUCAAUCGAAUCUUUAAUACAUUUUAGCUUGAAAAAUGAGAAUAAUCCAUAUUUAUGUUUGUUUUUACAGCCUGACAAAUAACUUAAUUUACCUCCGUGUCGUGGGGGCCUAAAGUGUCCCCUGGCUUCUAUAAAAGAAUUUAAUAUGACAGAAGUGUCAUUUCGGCCUCCCCCCACCGCUCCUUUGACAUUUUUAAAACUACUUUUUAUGCUCGUAUUUUUGAUAUUAUUUUACUUUUCCAAAAAAAUAAACAAGUGUAACAAGUCCAUUUUCUAUAACUCGAUACGUCCAAAAAAAGUGCGUGUAAAUAAUUUUUAAGAAGUUUUAUCGUGAAGUAUUUUAUGGUUGUGCCAAGUACAUACAUACAGCAAGAAGGUGUUUUUUUUGUUAUAAUUUUUUUUUAACUAAAAUGACCCUUUUUACGUCAUCGUUUUUUGCUCAAUUUAAUGAAACCGCUCGAUUUUAGUGUUUUACCUAACAAACUGGUCGCUUUCUCACUCGAUUUUUUAUACCAUUACAAGGGUUACUGUAAGGAUUUUUAUCAAACAAUUUAGUGAAUAAGUAAAUGUCUAUGAAAUAUUCAA